Messenger RNA from Myotis davidii, 682 nucleotides. RefSeq names its product RNA binding protein, fox-1 homolog (C. elegans) 3 (gene RBFOX3). Gene Ontology annotation, cellular component: cytoplasm; nucleus. NCBI's taxonomy places the organism in Eukaryota, Metazoa, Chordata, Mammalia, Chiroptera, Vespertilionidae. Gene Ontology annotation, molecular function: mRNA binding. The record is from RefSeq and is a predicted model, not a curated record. The transcript has 9 exons. Gene Ontology annotation, biological process: regulation of alternative mRNA splicing, via spliceosome; nervous system development. The annotation marks the transcript as partial.
CCCUCCGACCCCACCGAGAAGCAGCACCCCAAGCGGCUCCAUGUCUCCAACAUCCCCUUCCGGUUCAGGGACCCCGACCUGCGGCAAAUGUUCGGGCAAUUCGGAAAAAUUUUAGACGUGGAGAUCAUUUUUAACGAGCGGGGCUCCAAGGGCUUUGGGUUUGUAACUUUUGAAACUAGCUCAGAUGCUGACCGAGCCCGGGAGAAGCUGAACGGGACGAUCGUAGAGGGACGGAAAAUUGAGGUCAAUAACGCCACCGCCCGAGUCAUGACCAACAAGAAGACGUCGAACCCCUACACCAACGGCUGGAAGCUCAACCCCGUGGUGGGCGCCGUCUAUGGGCCUGAAUUCUAUGCAGGUAAAAGGCUGAAGCGAUGGAGGGGGCUGGUUGCGCCGCCCCCGCCCCCCAUCCCCGCGUACGGAGCGGUCGUGUAUCAGGACGGCUUUUAUGGUGCUGAGAUUUAUGGAGGCUAUGCCGCCUACAGAUACGCCCAGCCGGCCGCGGCCGCCGCGGCAGCAGCAGCAGCAGCAGCCUAUAGCGACAGUUACGGCCGAGUCUACACAGCUGCCGACCCCUACCACCACCCCAUCGGCCCCACGGCCACCUACAGCAUCGGGACCAUGUGAAAGUGUCCACCGUUUCCUUCUCGGACCGCGAAGGGCAAAAACAAAAAACAAAAAA